Molecule: messenger RNA, 2901 nt
Organism: Paramecium tetraurelia
Lineage: Eukaryota; Ciliophora; Oligohymenophorea; Peniculida; Parameciidae
Exons: 3
Biological process (GO): negative regulation of canonical Wnt signaling pathway
Cellular component (GO): cytoskeleton; non-motile cilium
Source: RefSeq, a predicted model, not a curated record
AUGCUUUCAGAUUACGAAUUGCAACAACAGGCUCUCAAAUAAAAAUUAGCCAAGCAACAGGCCUAAGAAUAAAUCAACUCUUUGGAAGCCAAACUCCAAUGUAAUGUAUUACCAUAUUCUAGAAAUCAUUCAAAUUUAAAAAGAAAUAGAAGAACAGGAUUGUAUUACUUUAUCUAUCAUUUAGUCUAAUACUAAAUUAAGUGCGACGACUUAUAGAAGAAACGAGAACAGCAAAUGAAAGAAAUUCAGAAUUUAAGAGCAUCCUAAGAGGCUGAUUUAUAAAGAACAAGGAAUAUGUAUAAUGAAAUGUGGAAAAUGGCAGAGCAAUUCCAAAAGAAACAAUAAAUAUUUAUUUAUCAAUAGAAGUUAGACAAAGAUUAAUUGAAAUCCUUUUAAGUUACCUAAACCUCCAAGCAGUCUCAUUACGAGAUGAAUAAGGAAUUAGUUGUCCCUCACAAUCCCUUUGUCUUAUUAUCCUAAGCACAGGGCUUUUUGGAUUCCCAAUACGAUGCGUAUUACGAAGUUAAUAGUCCAAAACUAUAAGAAAUUGUAGAAAAAGAAAGCUUGUACCCCAAAAGUCAGAUCUAGAUUACUUUUGUGAGUUUCAAACCAGACAUGCCUACUUUGGAACAAUUCGAAAAAAGAAGAUUCGAAGGAACUGUAAAUCAAAUACCAUUAUCGAUGCAAUUGCUAAUUGACUUUUAUGACUUUCCUACUUUUAAAUCAAGUACUCUUAUUUAUGAAGAUUGUCCUACCAUCGAAUAAAUUAGAAGACAAGUCGGCUAUGAUUAGGAACUGAAAUUGGCAUACGAGGAUUAUUUCACCAACAAAACCUUUGGUAAAAAGGCUUGUUUUGUAUUUGAAGUAGAAAAUGACUUGAAAUUUGUUUAUUAUCUUCUGUUUAAGAAUGCAUACAUCAGAGUGUUAGAUGCAAUAACAGGUGAAAAUUACGGGUAUUGCCAAAUACCUUUGAACUCAUUAAUAAGAGAAGACAAAAGUGAUAUAUUCUCAAUCUAAGAGGUCUAAGUAUUGAGUUAUGACUGGACAAUUACAUAUGGAAUCUUCACAAUUACCAUCUAAAACAUUGGAAUCAGUUAAGAAUCCAAUGUUGCAACACUUACGAACUUUGAUCAAAAUGCAUUCAGUUAAACGUUGAACAUCCAAUCAUUGUUAUCAGUCACAUAGAAUGUCUACUUUAAUUAGGUUAUGGACAACAAAUCGAAAAUUUAAACAUAAUAUGUGAAUUUUUCAAAGGUGACCUCAGAUUCAGCUGUCAGAUCAGAAGACAGGAUGAAAAUUAGAAUUUCUCAACUUAAACCCCAAUCAUAAAUUUCACAAGCACGUAAGAAAAUAACUUCGGACAAACCCAAAGACCUUACUGAAUAUGGACAUUCAGCAAUUGUAAAUGUGAAAUUAAAUGAUGUGGAUGAACGAAUACGAGUGAAUGAAAGAAUUAAGUCGAAAAGAUCGGAUAUACUUACUUAUUUGAGUACUAAGGAUGACUUUCUAAAAUUAUAAGCUGUAGAAUUGAGUAGGAAAUGGGAUCGCUAUUAAUUUCUAAGUUCAGUUUUGCCAUCUCAUAUGAUUCCAAACACUUUACAUCUGCCGGUAGGGGAGAAAUGUAUUUAAUUUAUUGAGUACUUAAAUGACACUGAUGAGGAUAAAAUUGUCACUGUAGAGAUAUCGCCACCCAUUAUUACAUACUUAGUAGGUGGAGAAGAACUUGAAUCUAUUUAUGAAACAAAAGGGAUUGCAUUUCAUUCCAGAGUUGAAGUUGAACAGGAUUCAUUCAAAUGUCAUGCCUAAUAGAAAUGCAUAAUUGCCAUCAUAUUCUACACCUUAAUUGAAUUUACAACUGAAAUAGAGAUAGCUGUCUAUUUGAAAUUGAAGCAAUAACCAAUUUGUGGUUCAUUGUAUAAAGUAUUGCCCAAAGCUCAAGUAAUUGAUAUGAAUUUUGAUUUCUAUCGUCAACCUAAUUCAUAGAUCGAAUUAUUUUUGCCUUAGGUUUUCUGCUUUUGUGAAAUUAAAUAUAGGAAAACACCUAUUAUCAUUUGCAAUCGAGAGGAAGUCACCUUUGGAAUAAAUCCUGAUGAUAUGAGAAUUAAAUUAGAGUUAAAAACUGCUGACAUCGGUAAAUAAAUUAUACUAUUGUUAUUCUUCUACCGAGAUAAACAUUGCCAUUAUUUGUUAUUAUCAAUAAGUGUCAAAAUCACGAGUUUAAAUCUUAUCAAACUAUCAACUGUGAUUGGUUAAGCCACUUCAUGUUCAACUGAAUUUCAAUCUGACAAAAAAAGACAAAUCUACUUUCACAGUUUGAAUCAAGACAAGAUUUGGUUCGAGUCUCCAUUUGAUAAACCAGUUUGGGUUGAAAAGAAUCAAAUCACAGUCAUACCUUUCAAGGUAUUCUAAAUGACUUCGAACUCUCACAAUGUCAAAGUGAAUGCUGUUGAUUCUACAACCAACGAGAUGGUUUACUCUUGGCUCUUCCAAAUCAGUUCCAACAUGCCUCAAAUUAAAAGAGUGUUCACAUUCGAUUGUUAUUUUAGACAAGCUCACCCCUUCAAGAUCUCCUAUGCCAAUUCUAUUGGUAAGGUACUGAGUUUAAAUAUCGUCUCUUCUUCUUAUUUGUUAAAGGUGUUCCAAUCUCAAAUCAAAGUUCCGAUUGCUGGCAAAGCAGAAAUCGAGCUUGCCUUUAUGAAGGCCGAGGAAUAUCCAAGUUAGGAUUUUAAUGUUGUGGAAAAGCAAAGGGAAAUCCAAUUAUUCAUUUACGAAAUUAGGAAUAACAUUUUUGAAUGCUACUUAUUUUAAUUCAAUUUAUAUGACAAGGAAAAUGAGAGCAUUCCCUUUGAAACUAUCGAAGAGUUUCGUAAACGACCUUUUUCAAUAUAAUCUAAAAAGUGA